AUGAGACAACGGCUUUCCAAAUCCACCAAUUCCAUAUUGGAGAAGUUGAAGAGGCGAAACCCGGUGCCAAAUGGCGGAACUUCUUUUUCCCCUACGGCCAAAGGUACUGAUGUUUCUUUACCCUCCACGUCACCAGCCUCGGCACCACAGUCUGUUCAAUCGCAGUCUGUAUCCAACGCAGCUGUUUCUAUCGUACGCACUGACGGUGACGUAUGGGCUCUCGCGUUCAAGAUGGCCCAGGAGAGGGAGGGCAAGCUAAUGCUUGCCUAUGAGGAGUAUCUAUCCUCUCUACAAAGUGACAAUGCAGCCAGUGGAGAUCUCUCAAUCCCCGACUUCAUUACUUCUAUUGUAAACAGGGCGAUAGAGGAAAGAGAGAAGAAGAAGUGGCGCUUCUCGCUCCUUGGCACAUCUAUCGAGGUUAGAGCACAAGCUGAGAGGCUAACAAAAUUCCUCCUGUGGUCUGAUCCGAUCAUUAAAGCUACUGUGAGCAAUCAGCCAUACGCAGCACUAGCAUGGUCUGGCGUUUCAUUGCUUCUUCCACUUGUCACCAGCGGCACCACACAAAAUGAAGCUAUGCUAAAGGGUUUUAACUCCAUUGGCGAUCUACAAAUGUAUUGGCGAAUCUGCGAAAACACCGGUUCUCCAUCUAUCUAUGAUUCAUCUCCACAGCCUUUUAUCGAAUCUUUAGGCAAAUUAUAUUCCUUCUUUAUUGAAUACCAGGCUCGAGUCAUAUGCCACCUCGCUAAAAGUCAGCUUUCCCGAGCAUGGAGUGAUAUAACCAGCCCUGGAGAAUGGGACGAGAAGAUACAGGAAAUUCACCAACUUAACAACAAAUGCCGCGAUAUUCUCCAUCUUGUCAAUGCAAAUCAGAUUGAGAGAAACUGGAAAGAGCAACUACUUGAGAUGCAAGAGUCGCGGAUUUUUCUCGAUAAGAUAUACAAUACUCUCCUAGAAAGCGGAAUAGAGAACCAGAAGAACUACGAGGAACGGACAGAGAGAGAGCUCCUUCAAACUCUCGCAUCCGACUAUCAAGGCUACAAAGACUUCAAUCCACAGAAGGUCAAAGGUACAUGUGAAUGGUUUUUUGCGGAUGAGAGAUUUCGCAACUGGCGCGAUAGCAAUGCUUCCAGUCUUCUUUGGGUCUCAGCGGGCCCAGGGUGUGGAAAAUCUGUCUUGUCGCGGGCGCUGAUCGAUGAGCGACGACUAUCUACCAAUGUCACCACAUCUACCGUCUGUUAUUUCUUUUUCAAGGAUGGUGAUGAAGGCCGAAUGUACGCUCAUAAUGCUCUUUGUGCAGUAAUUCACCAGCUUUUUACGCAAGAUUCCACUGGCAAAUUGAUUGCACAAGCUCUCGCCGCUCAUAAAAGCUUUGGUGAAAAACUGGCCCAGAGUUUUUCAGAGCUAUGGGAGAUUUUAAUACGGUGUUCCAACUCAUUGAAGUUUGGUGAAAUCAUUUGUGUUAUCGAUGCCUUAGACGAAUGCAAUGUUGACAGCAGAAAGAGCUUUAUCGAAAAGCUCAAGGAAUUUUAUCGGCGUCCCUCUGAGCUAUUACGUUCAAAGCUCAAGUUUCUUAUCACCAGUCGUCCAUAUGAUGAUAUAGAGGUGUCUUUCAAAUAUCUCUCUGGUGUUGCUGGGUAUCUACGAUUCGAUGGUGACGACAAAUCUGGGGAUAUCGGCGAUGAGAUCAAUUUAGUCAUCGAUGACAGAGUAAACGAAAUUGCAGAAGACUUUAAAGAGGAGGAUCGCCGAUUAAUUUCAGAUAAGCUUAAGAGCAUGGAACACCGCACAUAUCUCUGGCUACACCUCACACUUGACAUUAUUAAGAAAAGUCCAAGCGAAUACGGCAGGCGCAUUGAUGUCGAGGUUCUUCUUUCUAGCCUACCGACGGAGGUAUCCGAAGCUUAUGAAAAGAUCCUGGAUAAAAGCAAAAGGCAAGAUUAUACGGAAGCUCUCCUUCAGAUCCUUCUAGCUGCAACACGCCCUCUGACUUUGGAUGAGGCCAACUUCGCCCUGACAGUGGCCACAAAGGAGCAAGGGUUUGACUCUCAUGCGGCUUUGGAAAAUGAUCUUUGGCCAUCAAAUAAAUUCAAGGAUGACGUGAAAAACCUAUGCGGUCUCUUUGUUACUGUUCAUGAUGGAAAAUUAUCUUUCAUACAUCAAACAGCCAGAGAGUUUCUUACCCAUGCUAAACAAGGAGGGAACUGGAAAGGGAAGUUCAACAACGAGCCAAAACUUCACAGCAGGGUAUCGUUAAUUUGCAUACGAUAUUUACUCUUGCUGGACGUUGCAACUGUCUCCAUACAACGACAAAAUGAUUCGCCUUAUCGGUUUCUUUUAUACGCCGCCAACUCUUGGGCUCUUCAUUAUGCCUCGCAGGAAGCUACUGACACUUAUUUGUACCGGAAGGAUGCGCUCACGCUGUGUUGUAUAGACCACGUUUGGAAAGACAUAGUAUACGUCCCUCGUCGGGAUUUCUCAGGUCUAGAGUGGGCCAGCUAUUUUGGUCUACAACAAAUUGUCCAAGAUAUCCUGCUAGAGAAGGCGGAUGCCCGACACAAUUUAGAAGCGGCGCUAAAGUUAGCAUCAGAGAAAGGUCACAAAGAGAUCGUUCAGAUGCUUCUAGAGAGCGGCGCUGCCAUUAAUGCAAAGAGAAUAUAUUAUGGAGAAGAAACAGCGCUACAUAUAGCAUCAGAAAAGGGCCAUAAAGAGAUUGUCCAGAUGCUUCUAGAGAAUGGCAUUAAUGUUAAUGCAACGACAUACUCUAGGAAAACAGCGCUAAAUAUAGCAUCAGAAAAAGGUCAUAAAGAAAUUAUCCAGAUGCUUCUAAAAUAUGGCAUUGAUGUUAAUGCAGCGACAAUCUCUAGGGAAACGGCGCUACGGACAGCAUCAAAAAAUGGUUACAAAGAGAUUGUCCAGAUGCUUCUAGAGAAUGGCGCCGAUAUUAAUGAAAAGGGAGACUAUUAUGGAAAAACGGCGCUACAUAUAGCAUCAGAAAAUGGUUACAAAGAGAUUGUCCAGAUUCUUCUAGAGAAUGGCGCCGAUGUUAAUGAAAGGGGAGGCGCCGUUGGAGACACGGCGCUAUUUGCAGCAUCAGAAAGAGAUUACAAAGAGAUCGUCCAGAUGCUUCUAGAGAAUGGCGCUGAUGUUCAUACAAAGAGAGGCAUUGAUGGAAUGAUGGUGCUAGGGGUAGCAUCACGAUUUGGUCACAAAGAGAUUGUCCAGAUGCUUCUAGAGAGUGGCGCUGACAUUAAUGAAAAGAGAAGCCAUUAUAGGGAUACGGCGCUACAUGGCGCAUCAGAAAAGGGUCAUAAAGAGAUUGUCCAGAUGUUGCAAGAAUGGGAAGCGAAAUAA
Trichoderma virens Gv29-8 is the source of this 3351-nucleotide messenger RNA. RefSeq lists its product as uncharacterized. The coding region runs from base 1 to 3351 and encodes 1116 amino acids. The transcript has 2 exons. The record is from RefSeq and is a predicted model, not a curated record. Gene Ontology annotation, molecular function: protein binding. NCBI's taxonomy places the organism in Eukaryota, Fungi, Ascomycota, Sordariomycetes, Hypocreales, Hypocreaceae.